This is a messenger RNA of Rosa chinensis, 969 nucleotides long. RefSeq lists its product as uncharacterized. NCBI's taxonomy places the organism in Eukaryota, Viridiplantae, Streptophyta, Magnoliopsida, Rosales, Rosaceae. The record is from RefSeq and is a predicted model, not a curated record. The coding region runs from base 40 to 432 and encodes 130 amino acids. The transcript has 2 exons.
CUAGGUGGGAAAGGAUUAACGCAGAGUUUGAAAGUACACAUGGUGAUGGCUGAUGGCUGCUUUUUUCUCUUUCUGAUCUUCUUCUCUUCCUUUAUAUCUACAAAUACUAUUCUUCAUGCAUACGCAUCCAACCAAGCUCAACGCAACUCACUUGGUCUGUCAUCUCCUCCUUCCUCAAACCGGAUUUCUAUAAAUUGUCGCCCUGGUCGGAAGGGCAUUACUAAGUGUAAUCACAACGAUUUGGCCGCCCUUACUGUAGUCAGUGACAGCGACAGGCCUACCAAAGGCACCCCCGGCGGCAGACGCAGCCUGGGAGGCAGCACCCCCGUUAAAGGGAUCAUUGCAGGCGCAGGAUCAGGAGCAGGAUAUCCACCAGGAGCAGGAUAUCCACCAGAAGCAGCAGGCGGAGCAGCAGGAGCAGGAUAUCCAUAGUACCGCCAAACCAUCUCAGUAUUCUAAGGUGGUUUGAAACGCCAAAAUAUAUAUAUAUAUAUAUAUAUAUAUAUGACAUGUGGAGUCUAAUGAAUUUACACAAAAUUUAUAGUUUGCAGAAUGAACCAGGAAGAUGCGAUAAUUUCCCGUCUUCUUAACCGUAGAGGAAAGGUUCCCUUAUGAUUUUUGUGUAAACUCCUAGUCUCCACAUGUCAUAGAAUUAUUGGUGGAUCAAACCACCUCAACCUUUUAAGAUGAAACCUACGGUACCCUGAAAAAAAUUUAUCCGAAUCUAGGAUUAUUACAGAAUGCGUGCAUGACUCGCUUGAUAGCUUAUCUAUCAAGAGUUGAUUUGAAUUAUAUUUUCGAAAAGCUUUGAUUGACCUCAAGAGUGUUCAUCCAUGGUAUAUCAACCUGGUACAACUCUUUACGGACUAAAUAAAAUCAUUUAUAGAUUGCGUUCUACAUAAUUUAUGUAACAUAAUAACAUAUAGUAAAACAUAUUUGUCAAAGUACGUUAUAUUACUUCGAUCUCAA